AUGGCCGAAAUAAGAGGAGGCCUGGGAGAGGAAGAGGAGGCCUGGGACAGGGAAACGAGGUGGAAGGAGCCGGGGGAGCCAGAAGGAGGGGCCGGUGACCGUGGUGAGACCAGGUUCCGGGGUGGGCCGAGAAAGGGUUUAAGGGAGGCCCAGGGAGGAGAUGAAGCGGGGGGAGCGGGCCCGGCGGGGCCUGCCGGGGCCGCGCCCCGCGGGACCUGGUCGCCGCCCACCAACCGCGUGGACCCGGGCGGCGGUGGGAAGGACAUUCGGCGCACCGGCACCCAGUCCCACCGCGGCUCCACCACCAGCUCCGUCCCACACGCCCCCCGACCCCCCCCCCCAACCCCGGAGCUGACGGCGCCGGGGGGCCCGCCCGGCCUCCUACCCGUGACCCACGCCCGGCCCCCACAACCGCCCACCCCCAACCUGACCACCGGGCCCGGGGCCCACCCGGAACCGGCCCAACCGCCCGGCCCGGGACCUGCCACACGCCCGGAGAACCAGGCGAACCAGCGACCGCCGCCCGGAGAACCGGCUACUACAGGCCCGGGAACCAGGCAACCAGGCCCGGCCCCAUGA
Portunus trituberculatus (swimming crab) is the source of this 579-nucleotide messenger RNA. Its product is annotated as basic proline-rich protein-like. NCBI's taxonomy places the organism in Eukaryota, Metazoa, Arthropoda, Malacostraca, Decapoda, Portunidae. The coding region runs from base 1 to 579 and encodes 192 amino acids. The record is from RefSeq and is a predicted model, not a curated record. The transcript has 2 exons.